AUGUCCACCCUCUUCCCUUCCCUCUUCCCGCGCGUCACCGAGGCUCUGUGGUUCAACUUGGACCGGCCUUGCGUGGAUGAGAACGAACUGCAGCAGCAGGAGCAGCAGCACCAGGCCUGGCUGCAGAGCAUAGCUGAAAAAGACAAUAAUUUGGUGCCAAUUGGAAAGCCAGCCUCAGAGACUUAUGACGAGGAGGAGGAAGAGGAUGAUGAGGAUGACGAGGACAGCGAGGAGGACUCCGAGGACGAUGAGGACAUGCAGGACAUGGACGAGAUGAACGACUACAACGAGUCUCCGGACGACGGCGAGAUUAACGAGUCCCCCCCCCAGGUGGACAUGGAGGGGGCAGAACCAGACCAGGAUCAGUGGAUGAUCUAGACGCCGUAGAAGCAGAAGGGCUGUC
This is a messenger RNA of Protobothrops mucrosquamatus (brown spotted pit viper), 403 nucleotides long. RefSeq names its product anaphase-promoting complex subunit 15. Gene Ontology annotation, biological process: regulation of mitotic cell cycle spindle assembly checkpoint. Gene Ontology annotation, cellular component: anaphase-promoting complex. The record is from RefSeq and is a predicted model, not a curated record. NCBI's taxonomy places the organism in Eukaryota, Metazoa, Chordata, Lepidosauria, Squamata, Viperidae. Bases 1 to 378 code for a protein of 125 amino acids. The transcript is spliced from 4 exons.